Molecule: messenger RNA, 2460 nt
Organism: Melopsittacus undulatus (budgerigar)
Lineage: Eukaryota; Metazoa; Chordata; Aves; Psittaciformes; Psittaculidae
Gene: TCF4
Product: transcription factor 4
Exons: 20
Coding region: 162-2156 (664 amino acids)
Biological process (GO): regulation of transcription by RNA polymerase II
Cellular component (GO): transcription regulator complex; chromatin
Molecular function (GO): protein dimerization activity; DNA-binding transcription factor activity, RNA polymerase II-specific; RNA polymerase II cis-regulatory region sequence-specific DNA binding
Source: RefSeq, a predicted model, not a curated record
GGGAUGCUGUCGGGAAGAGCCGACAUUCCCGUUUGGAAGCGCUCCGGUCCCGGCCGGGCUGCGGAGAGGCCGAAGAUUCCCGACUUCGGGAACGUUUCGCUUCCCGUUUUCCCCCCCUCUGGAAUCCCGUGGUCGGCGCAGGUCGCCGAGCGGGGCUUAGGAUGCAUCCCCACCACCACCAGCGCAUGGCUGCCUUAGGGACGGACAAAGAGCUCAGCGAUCUCUUGGAUUUCAGUGCGAUGUUCUCCCCCCCGGUGAGCAGUGGGAAGAACGGACCAACUUCCUUGGCAAGCGGACACUUCUCCGGCUCCAAUGUGGAAGAGCGAACGGGCUCCGGGGCCUGGAGCAGCACAGGACAUCCCAGCCCAUCCCGGAACUAUGGAGACGGGAAUCCCUAUGACAUGACCAGCAACCUCUCGCCUCCCUUUGGCAACUCCCGGCUACAAAGUAAAGCCGAGCGAGGAUCCUAUGCAUCCUAUGGGAGAGAGGCCAACCUGCAGGGAUGCCACCAGCAAAGCCUCUUGGGAAGCGCCAUGGAGCUGGGCAAUCCCGGAACGCUGUCUCCCACCAAAGCCGGCUCCCAGUAUUACCAGUAUUCCAGCAAUAAUCCCCGACGGAGAGGCAUCCAUAACGCUUCCAUGGAAGUGCAGAGCAAGAAAGUUCGGAAAGUUCCGCCGGGAUUGCCCUCAUCCGUUUACGCCCCAUCCGCGAGCACUGCCGACUACAACCGGGAUUCUCCCGGUUUUCCAUCCUCCAAACCGGGCGCCAGCACUUUUCCAAGCUCCUUCUUCAUGCAAGAUGGCCACCACAGCGGUGAUCCAUGGAGCUCUUCCAGUGGGAUGAACCAGUCCGGCUAUGGGGGAAUGCUGGGAAACUCUUCCCAUCUCCCACAAUCCAGCAGUUACUGCAGCCUGCAUCCGCACGAGCGCUUGAGCUUCCCAUCCCAUUCCUCGGGGGAGCUCAAUUCCAGCCUGCCCCCGAUGUCCACCUUCCAUAGGGGCACCAGUGGACACUACAGCACCUCCUCCUGCACCCCCCCGGCCAACGGCACCGACCCCAUCAUGGCCAACAGAGGGAAUGGGGCAGCCGGAAGCUCCCAGACUGGGGAUGCCCUUGGGAAAGCGCUCGCAUCCAUCUACUCUCCAGAGCCCACCACCACCAGCUUCCCAUCCACUCCUUCAACUCCUGUUGGCUCUCCCCCUUCUCUCGCAGCAGGCCCAGCUGUAUGGUCUAGGAAUGGAGGCCAAGCAUCAGCAUCUCCCACUUAUGAAGGUCCCUUACACUCCUUGCAGCAAAGCCGGAUCGAGGACCGCUUGGAAAGGUUGGAUGAUGCCAUCCACGUCCUAAGGAAUCACGCUGUGGGGCCGGCCCCAUCCCUGCCCCAUAGCGACAUGCACGGCUUGAUAGGAGCCGCUCCCAACGGAUCCAUGCCGGGAUUGGCUUCGGGAUACGGAUCCGGGAUCCUCGCGGCCAAUAGGCACUCGUUGAUGGUCGGAUCCCAUCGGGAAGAGGGCGUCGGAAUCCGAGGGAGCCAUUCGCUGGUCCCCAACCAGGUCCCUGUUCCCCAACUUCCCGUCCAAUCUUCCACGUCUCCGGAAUUGAAUCCCCCCCAGGAUCCCUAUCGGGGAAUUCCCAGCGCUCUCCAAGGCCAAAGCGUCUCGUCGGGAAGCUCGGAGCUGAAAUCCGAUGAGGAAGGCGAUGAGAACAUCCAAGAUUCCAAAGCUCUGGAAGACAAGAAGCUGGAGGAGGACAAGAAGGAGCUCAAAUCCAUUACUAGGUCAAGAUCUAGCACCAACGACGACGAGGACCUGACCCCGGAGCAGAAGGCGGAGCGGGAGAAGGAGCGGCGCAUGGCCAACAACGCCCGCGAGCGGCUGCGCGUGCGCGACAUCAACGAGGCCUUCAAGGAGCUGGGCCGGAUGGUGCAGCUGCACCUCAAGAGCGACAAGCCCCAGACCAAGCUGCUCAUCCUGCACCAGGCCGUGGCCGUCAUCCUCAGCCUGGAGCAGCAAGUGAGGGAGAGGAACCUGAACCCCAAGGCCGCCUGCCUCAAGAGACGGGAAGAGGAGAAGGUCUCCUCGGAUCCCCCUCCGCUCUCCCUGGCCGGGCCCCAUCCUGGUAUGGGGGAUGCAGCCAAUCACAUGGGACAGAUGUAAAAAGGUCCACGUUGCCCCAUUGACGCAAGAACCCACUUCCUUAAGAGCUGUAUCCCGAUCCCAAAUCCCAUUAUUCCCACUUUUCCUCCCCUUUUCCCUAUGGUAACCUGAGACAAGUCUGAGUGGUCCGAGCAGCCCAGACGCACGCUUCCGCCCAGCAUUCCCGACGGCCGGAAUGCCGACGCCUUGCCUAUGGGACCGCGGUGUGUAAGGAUUCCAAUGGCUUGGAAUUCCGACGGCUCCUUGGAAUUCCACACUGUGGGACAAUUGCAGCUCUCUUCUUUGUGCCUAAAUCCCGGUUGGG